AUGCCGCGUCUGGUCGGCGCCCAAAAUCCCCACCGAAAAGUCCCCCGUACUGCGCGCGGAGGGACACAUGGUGUGCGAGUGAGUCAAAGCUCCCAGCAUCCCUCCCAGACCCGGCCCUUGUCAAGCCCGCGCCUGAGCCUUUCCGCCACUGCCUUCAGCCGCAGAUCGCUCUCCCACUCACUCCCCGACCUCGUUCUAGCGGGAGGAAAGGGGCGACAGGAUCUGAUUUUUCUUUUUAACGGUCGAGAGGGAAAUAUGCCAUUUGUAAAGCUUGAGCCACACAAAGAAAGCGGCGGAAUGAUCCGCUCUCGGCGACCGCAAGUCCCGGCUCGCCCGGCGCCUGCGCGGCACAGGGGUGGGAGCUGCGGCCGGCCAUGUGCGCGGUGGAGCAGCCCGGCUGGUGGCCUAUCCUUCCCGCCUCUUUCUGCGGGGGCUGGCGGUUGGGAAACUAAAGAACAGGGUGAUGAGGAGCCUCUCCUUCUGCACCAUCUGCCUCCUGAGCAUGCUCCAGGCCAUCACCAUCAGCCUCUGCAUCUCCGGUUGACCAGGUUUAAAUAUAAAUUCACAAAUUUCACUACCCAUAUUUUUUUCUUCUCAUGGUUCCUCAGUUUGUUGUGCAACAAGUUACCUUAUCUUCUAUACUGCACCAAAGGUAAUUUGUGAAGCCCUGCUCUAGAGG
Molecule: messenger RNA, 679 nt
Organism: Suricata suricatta (meerkat)
Lineage: Eukaryota; Metazoa; Chordata; Mammalia; Carnivora; Herpestidae
Exons: 2
Coding region: 1-663 (220 amino acids)
Source: RefSeq, a predicted model, not a curated record